This is a messenger RNA of Symbiodinium sp. CCMP2456, 1833 nucleotides long. Lineage: Eukaryota; Dinophyceae; Suessiales; Symbiodiniaceae. The record is from the annotation of a GenBank genome assembly.
AUGAUUUCGUCUAUCUUGCAGGACUAUGAUCUGAUAGUACCCCUCUUGCCAUUGGGAGAUUUGGAUGGCUCGUCUGGCAAGACCCGCCUUGGGCGCGGAGGUCGGCCGGGCCUGUACACCGACAACAACCCCUUCAAAGGCCGCAAUGGCAAAGGCAAAGGAUACUGGGGUGGCAAAGGUUACGACGCUUGGACAAACAAAGGCAAGCACCCGACUAAGGGCAAGGACAAAUCUGGCAAGGGCAAGGGCUUUGGAGCUGGUAAGCAAGAAUGGUUGCCGGAGGGUCUUAGAUAUCAGGGGGCCUCGGCUUGGAAUCAUAAGGGCAACAAGAAUUGCUACGGCUUCAACCUGGGGACGUGCACGGACGCCAAUUGCCAGAAAGGUGACCAUUCGUGUAUCAUCUUUAAGUGUGGUGGCGACCACCCGGUGUCGUCUGAGGUUUUGACAUCGGAUGAGCCCAUGGCGAGUGAGGGAUUGGAUCCCUCGCCGUCGGAGCAGCCGACUUGCGACUUUGAUGAUGCUGCCGGGGCCCAGGCCUCGCACCAAGCUUUUUCCAUGGAAGCAGAGCCUUCCGCGCGUAUUUCCCCGCCAGGGAAUCCUUUGCCGUCGUCAGGACCUCUGUCGCAGACCUCUGAAGGAGCACCCGAUGCGACGGGUCCCACCGGACCUACUCGUGCAGUGUUACAGUGUUUUGCUGGCCAAGCGCAGCUGGCCUCGGCCCUAAUCAAGCAAGGUUAUUUUUCUUAUGGAGUGGAUCGUGUCAAGCACAAGUCUGCUAUGGCACCAGUGUUGCAGAUGGAUUUGUCAUCCCGGUCUGCGUGUGACUCCAUUCUCACAUGGCUGGACAAGCAAAAGGUGGCAGGAGUCAUGCUUUGUGUCCCCAAACACACUCUGGAGCCCACCACUCUGGCUUUUGUUUAUGCUGUCAUCGCGGGCUGUAUGGAACGCGACUUGCCCCUAGUUCUCGAAGGAGCUUCGGCAUCACCGUUUUGGAAGGGUGUGGAGCAGCUCCCUGCGGGGCAGCUGCCACCUCACAGAGUUGAGGUCGAGUGGCGUUGUUGGAGCAGUGCACACUCUGGUCGGGCCUCGGUUAUGUCGAACAUGCCUGAGAUAGUCGCUCUGCGUCGGGACGUGCCCGAGCCUGCGCCUCGGACAGCUGCACUUGGCGCUUCAACUGCAGGAUUAACAAAGCCGCUCGGGUGGCGGCGAAACAACAGCCUCUCAUUGUCGGAAGUUGUGCCGGAAUGGAAACUGGUAGUGUACGUCCUCCUGCCCCGCUCCGCUGGAGCGGAUCCUUUUGCGGGCGCCAAGCGUCUUAAACAGGCGUGGCCGGUGCCUGAGGACGUUCGAGUUCUGCCCGGUCUCAAGACCCUUCCCGCAGACUCGCAGCUUCUGUCGCGGACUCAGGCAGGGGGGAGCUUGAGCCCGCAACUUCAGCAGGAAAUGCAACAACUAAAUGGUUCAUGGGUUUUACGAGUGGGAAUACCAUGGGAUCCCAUUGAGUUCAUUGGGCAAGCAGGAAAGCUUGGGCACCCUUUUCAUCAACUAUCCAAGAGCAACAAACCUCUGGAAGAGCUAAUUGAGCAGCUGGUGCACAAGCCCAGCAUGGUAAGUUCCAAGAGGAAGAGCUAUAUCGAACGAUGGAGCAGACGGGCUAAAGCCUUGGAGCCCGAAGAGGCAAAGCUGAAAGCUGGCAUGUCGCAACAUCGGAGAAAAAUCUUGGACUCGAAGCGCAUCCUCCUCUUCAAAGAGAUGCUUGAGGACAUUCGAUACGAUGACAUUGGAGUUGUCCAAGAACUCAUAGAAGGUGCUACCUUGACCGGUGACCUCCCA